UAAAUGAUCUCAAUAAAGUCAAAAAACUAAAGAGUCUCAUAUCUAUUUAUCAUUUUAUAUUAAUUUAUUAAUUUAUUUUUAGAUGGAUGGAUCUGAAUGGUCAUUUGAUAAUUUAAAUAGCAUAUGUUGGGCAAUAGGAUCGAUAUCUGGAUGUUUGCCAGAAUAAGAUGAGAAAUAAUUUUUAAUUCAUACAAUUAAAAAUUUGCUUUCCCUUUGUGAAGUCAAGAAAGGUAAAGAAAAUAAAGCUGUUGUUGCUGCCAAUAUCAUGUAUGUUGUAGGACAAUACCCAAAAUUCUUGAGAACUAAUUGGAAUUUCUUGAAAACAGUAAUUAAGAAGCUUUUUGAGUUCAUGAAGGAAACCUUCCCAGGUGUACAAGAGAUGGCAUGCAACACAUUUUUAACAAUCAGUUAAAAGUGUGGCAAAGAGUUCGUCAUAAGACAAUAAAUGUAUUCUUAUCUCUAUCAAAUUAUAGUCAAUCUGAUUAAUUGGAGAGAGAACCCUACAUCUGCGAACUCAUUAGAAACAUUAGAGAUUAGAUUGCAAUAUUAUAAGAUCAAUACAAGUUGGUGUAUUAUGAAAGUUUAAGUCACAUGAUCAAAUUCGAAGAAGACUUAAAUAUCAGAAUUCAAUUAGUCAACAGUUUAGUCAAACAUCUAAAUGAUCAAUUGAGUCAAUAUACUUCAUCCAACAAUUAUGUCGAUCUCUUUAAAGAUGAAAAAGUUUAACAGUUCUUCGUUUAAUAUUUCAGAAUCCUAUAACAAAUAGUUCAACCUACUGGAUAUGCAUUUACUCAAUCAUUAAUUUCACUGUUACCUACAUACAAUCAAAUAUAUCUCUUUUAUAGUCAGAGUAUCUAAUAAUAAGUACUCGCACAAGGAGUGGUGGUUAUGGGUUAUUAUACAGUGAAGAAAUAGAGGGCUGUUAAAAAGGAAAUCUUGAAAUUAUAUGCAACUUACUUCCAAAAUAACGAUCAAGAAUUAUUGAAUAAGCACUAUCAAUUAAAAAAUUCAUUAGUUAUCCCUAUUUGUAAUCUCCUUGAUGAAUACUCUUAAUCCAUAAAUGAAUAGAAGGAGCCAGAAUUGCUAUUGACUUUUAAAGUAAUAUAUUAGUAUCAAUAUAUAUAGUAUAUGCUUGAGAAGUUCCUUGCACCAAUUGAGGAUCUUGUUCCAUUGAUUUUAAAAGGAUUGUUUGAUGCUACUAUUAGAUUAAUAAGUUAAGACUUCAACUCUUACCCAGAUCAUAGAAUCAACUUCUUUGAGUUUUUACGAUCUUGUGUCCAAUACCAUUUAGUGGCAUUAUUUAAUAUGCCCUAAGACUAAUUUAAAUUAAUGAUAGACUGCAUUGUUUGGGCAUUCAAACAUCAAGUACCUAAUUUAUAAGAAUUGGGAUUGGAUGUCUUAUACUAUAUCCUAUAAGUAAUUAUCUAUUAAUAUUUCAAAGUAAGUCAAUAGUGACAUAGUUGUUGCCAAUCAAUUUUAUUCCCUCUAUCAUUUAAGAUUGUUAAAGGAUAUUCUAGAAAUUUUGACUGAUAAUCUACAUGCUAGUGGAUUUAAACAUUAAAGCCAAAUUUUAAUGAUCUUGUUCUAAGUUGCCUCUAAUUAACAGAUCACAAGUAAAUUAUCCAAUGAACAAAUCGGUACAAACUUAGAAUUUAUAUCCCAAUAUCUUGUAAAUUCCUUAUAUAAUGCCUUCCCUAAUGUUAGCAAACAAUAAACUGAAUUACACAUUGCUAGAAUGUUUUAGAACUUAAAUAAUGCACACAACUUUAGAGUAUUAUUUAUUCAUCUAUUUUUUUAGUAAGAACUUAGUGAUUACUUAAUAAAUUUAAAAUAAUUCCAAGAAAGCCAUGAUCAUUUAAAACAAACAGAAAAUACAGAUGAGUUAUAAACAGCUAAGCCUUAAUGAAAUGACAUUAAAUAUUAU
Paramecium octaurelia is the source of this 1924-nucleotide messenger RNA. The record is from the annotation of a GenBank genome assembly. NCBI's taxonomy places the organism in Eukaryota, Ciliophora, Oligohymenophorea, Peniculida, Parameciidae.